This is a messenger RNA of Myotis brandtii (Brandt's bat), 3280 nucleotides long. RefSeq names its product chromosome unknown open reading frame, human C1orf216. Bases 811 to 1488 code for a protein of 225 amino acids. NCBI's taxonomy places the organism in Eukaryota, Metazoa, Chordata, Mammalia, Chiroptera, Vespertilionidae. The transcript has a single exon. The record is from RefSeq and is a predicted model, not a curated record.
GCAGGAGAGUAAUGGGGCAUUUCUGAGAUCUCUGAGCAGUUUGGUGUGGCAGGAGGGGCAGAGUGUCAGGAGGCAAGUCUGGGGGGAUGAGCAGGAGCCAGAUGAAGCACAGCCUUGUAGGCCAUGCAGAGGUUUAGCAGGAGUUUAGGGAGCUGUGAUGAAUCAAAUUUACAUUUGUAACUGGAGGCAGAGAGAUCAGAGAAAAGGCUGUGGCAGUCAGUAGUCCAGGUAAGAAAUGGCCUAAACCAAGUGAAAGUGAGGAGAGAUGCAUGUACAUACACACACAGAGGGUUUGGUGUUUUUCUCAGAAUUUCUUGGCCAAUGAGAUGGGGAAGGAAGCAGAGUGAGGGGUCCAGGAUGCUCUCAAGUGUCUGACUAGAGUGCCGGAUGGAGAGUGGGGCCAGUUUGCCGAGGUCACUGAAGAGGAAGAGCUGUUUGGACACGUAGAAUUUGAGGAGCCUGUGGUUGGUUGCAGGGUUGGAAAGCAGUUGGAUCUGAGCUGGAGAGAAAUCUGAGUCACCAACACAUGAUGCUCCUUGAAGCUACAGCAGAAGAUGAGGUCAUCUGGGGAGAAGUGCAUAGAAUGAGAAGACACCCUGCCUCAGAGGGCUGAGGGUAAAGCUGUGCAGGAGACUGAGAAGCGGCAGACAGAAAGGGAGGAGGAAAGCCAGGAAGGGAGGUGUUACCAGAGUACAGGGAAAGGGACUGGAGAAGGAGCAGCCAGGCUCGCUUGCUGAUUGCCUCCACUCUGUCAGGACACCCACCCUGUCCUGCUCUGACUCAUUCUUUUGCUUCCCCUCUACAGACCAGAUGUUCGCCAUCCAGCCAGGGGUAGCUGAGGGGGGCCAGUUGCUGGGGGGCCCACCUCCUGGAGUAUGUCAGCCUGAGUUUCAUCCAGACAGCAACUCCAACUUCAUGGCGAGUGCCAAGGACGCCAAUGAGAAUUGGCAUGGGAUGCCAGACCAAGUGGAGCCCAUCCUGAUGAGGAGCUCCUCCGAGUUGCCCUCUGACAACCAGGCCUUCCAGGACCCUGGACUCCCUGAGGGGGAGCUCCGCAGCCCACCAGAGGGAGCAGAGAUCCCCAGAGCUGAGCCUGAGAAGAUAAGUGGUACCGGCACAAUCUGCUCCCCUCUGGAGGACAAUGGCUAUGCCAGCAGCUCCCUAAGCAUCGACAGCCUUAGUAGCAGCCCUGAGCCUUCCUGUGGGACUCCUCACGGCCCUGGGCCUUCAGAUCCCCUUCUGCCCUCGGUGGCCCAGGCUGUGCAGAAGCUGCAGGCUCAAGAGCGCUACAAAGAGCAGGAGAAGGAGAAGCACCACAUGCACUUGGUGAUGUACCGCCGCCUGGCCCUGCUCCAGUGGAUCCGAGGCCUGCAGCAUCAGUUGGUUGACCAGCAGGCCCGCCUUCAGGAGAGCUUCGACACCAUCCUAGACAACCGAAAGGAGCUUAUCCGCUGUCUCCAACAUAAGGCAGCACCGUCCAGGCCCUAGGACCAGGAUUAAGAGUGUGCCUCUCUGGGUAUAUGUAUAUAUUUGCAGGCAUGUGCGAGAUUGUGUACAAGUGUAUGAUUAGCUGGUAUGAGUGCAGGUAAGCAUAAGUGAGUAUGUAUGUGCUAACAUGUGCCAGGCAUCAGCUUAUGUGUGCUGUAUAUAUACACAGCCUAAAUUAUGUGCAGGCCUGUGUGAGUGUGUCCAUCUAUGUAUGUAUGGUAUGUAUGUAAGAGAGUAAUAACGUUUUGGUUAGUUUACUUUAUUGUAAGAAUACAGUGUAUAACUCAUAUAACAUACAAAAUAGGUGUUAAUCGACUAUUUAUGUUAUCCAUAAGGCUUCCGGUCAGCAGCAGACUAUUAGUAGUUAAGUUUUUGGAGAGUCAAAAGUUCUACAUGGAUUUUCGACUGUUUCAGAGAUCGACACUCCUAAAACCUUCGUUGCUCAUGGGUCAACUGUACAUACAAAAGAAGUGUGUGCCAAUGAGUAGGUUUGAAUGUUGAGGCUUGUGGUGGGUGUAUAUGAGUGAGCUCUUGUCUGUGUAGGCCUAUAAAUAGGGGUGCAUGUGUGCUGGUGAGGCCUGGGAAGUGUAUAUUAGGAACAUGUAUUUGCAGGCAGACUCCUGAGCAAGGGUGUGCAAAUAUAUAUUCAAUUGCACAUGUGGGGCAUCCAUCCACACCCUAUGUUAUCCAUGACCUGCUGUAGCUUUUUUUCUUCACAGGGCCCCACUGCUCCCUGGAAAGAGGGUCUCUUGGGGUUUCCCAGGCCACCCCUCCUUCACCUUCCCCUCACUCUUCCUAAAUUUUGCUCUGCUAAGGCUGUUGUCCCUGACCAUGGAUUUGCUGUAGAUGGUAGCCGCUUUGGCCUGUCAAGGCUUUUUGGCUGCAAUUUUGCCAGAGCAGUUGGUAGAGAAUUAAUAUCAGGCAGGGGAGCUGGGGGUGGUGAUUGACACCAUGGCAGGAAUGGGGGUGGCAUCAGAGAAGAAGAUAGGGACUGUCUCUCUUGAACUCUGCCUCCCAGCAUGUGGGAGAUGGGGAUGUGGAGAUGAUCAUGGUAGAACCCUGUGAAAAAUAGGAGUUGGGGAAUUCUUAAAUGCCAGUUCCAAACAAACCACAAACCAGCUCCUCUCCACUGCAAAGGAGCUGUUACAGACCGUACUGAUUUAAGCUUCUGAUGAAAAGAAAUGUGUGCUAAUAAGCUUGCAAGGAAUGGACAAGGUGUUCCCAGGCUGUUGGGUAAAAUCCCGCUUCUGUCUCUGUGCCUCUACUUGCUGUGCCUCUCUGGAUUUAGCAGCACUGGAUGUUGAAUUAGUUUGGUUCUUUUCCCUGAAAUCAGACUGCCUGUGCCAGGAGGAGCCACAGUUCUUUCAAGAGUGGGCAGGGGGCAGGGUCAGCCCUACCCCUGUAACCUCUUAGGAUGCUGAAUCAUACCCCCUUUCAUCACUGAAUGGCCCCCUAAAUGGGAGUUGACAGGCUCCAGCAGAAGCUCUGUGAGGUGGAGAGCUGGUGAAUUCUGGAGAGAGCCAAAGACUAAGGUAGCCAAGCUCUCGGUUUUGCUUCUGGGAGCCAAGAGGUUGCAAGAUCCUAAUGGGUGAGCAGUGGCAUGGAGGUCACUGAUCCUACCUCUGGCUCUCAGUCUUCCUAUCUGUAAAAUGUGGGGCUCUUUCUAUCUCUAGGUGGGUGGGUGGGUGAAAGCAAUGGGAAGUGAGGCUGAGACAGUGACCCUGGGGACUUGUGUCUAGCUCUUGCAUGUUGAGUCUGAACCAAGAUGAAUAAACUGGAGCAGAGAAAUGCA